GAGAGAAACUCUAUAAACUCACCUCUCUUUUCCCGGUCUCCCCAUCUCACAACCAAACUAUGGGGAGGGAAGAGGACAGCUAACUGGGUCUGGACUGACAAAUGAUUGUGUUUUAACAUUUUUUCACAACAACAAUACUUCUCUUGAGUUGCAAUAUAAGGGCUGGGAGCAUUAAACCACAAUCUCUUCACAGUGGUCAUGAUACAGCCAGUACUUCUACUCCUGCUACUGGCAGCCAUGUCCUCACCAGUGUUUGGGACUGAGAUAUCAGUACUAGAGGGAACCUCUGUUACCCUUGUCUGCACAUACCUAGGGGAUAAAAAGUUUGAGACAUGCUGGGGCAGAUAUUGUGGAUUAUUUCAGUGUACUGAUCCCAUAAUGGAAGAUAAAUCCAAAUAUAAAAUUAACGCUGAAGUUGGAACAAUGAAUCUCACCAUUUUAAAGCUACAGCCAACAGACCGUGGGAGCUACUGCUGCAGAGUCUAUGUCCCUGGAUGGUUCAAUGAUCUAAAACAAUUCUACAGCCUGAAGGUAGUCAAAGGUUGUGUGAGGGACCUACUGGACAAAGUCCAUUUUCUAGAGAACAAUAUUGCGAAUCAGCCAUUUACAACCAAAAAUGCAAGUCAGUGCAGGCAGGAAUGCACCAAAAAUGACACAUGCCAGUACUUCACAUUUGUUGAUGAAAACGCAGGAAUAAUAGUCCACAGAAACAAAUGUUUCCUGAAGGCCUCAACUGGUCAUACGCCUGAAAUUACAAUACAGCACCUCCAACAUGCAACGUCAGGCUACUCUCUGAGAAACUGCAGUGGUAAAGUCACCUACUCAGUCAAGAAGUACAGCCUCGUCCCUGAGAAGAAAAACUGGACCGAAGCACAAGAAUACUGCAGACAACACUACACAAACCUUGCCAUCAUACACACAGAAGAGGAUUGGAAGGCAAUUCAAUCCUCUUUGGGUAAUUUCAGUGGUGAUGUGUGGAUUGGGCUCCAUAGGUCUGAUCCAACUGAAAAGUGGAAGUGGUCUGAUGGAGAGGACUUCAUGUUCUUUAACUGGGAAAAAGGUUUUGGUGUCCACACUGAGGGUCAUGACUGUGUCUUGUCUAUUUCAUCUCAUUGGCAACCAGUGAAUUGUGCAGCUCUAAGUCAGUAUAUGUGUCAACAAGUUCGUCAUGGUAAUGGAACAACAGAGAAGGUGUAUGAGCUGAUGCCUGGGGCAAUGAUGUGGCAGGAUGCUGUGACAGACUGCAGGACAAUAAAAGGCAGAGAACUGGCGAGUAUCUGUAACCAGAAAGAACAGGAAGCCUUUGAUGAGUUGACUACAGUGGCCACCUGGAUUGGACUUAAGCACAACAAUAAACGAUGGGAAUGGUCAAACAGAGAACCAUUUCCGGAAAGUGAACCUACCUGGGUAGGUAGAAACUGUCAACAGCUGAACUCAGACAGAAAAUGUACUCCAAAAGAUUGCUCUAAUCAAAGUGCUUUCUUUUGCUAUGGAGACGAACGUCCACUUAACACCACUGGGGAUACGACCACUCCCGUUACCCCUGAAACCACCAGCCCUACUUCAACUGGACCUCCCUCUAUCAAGACGUCCACCACAACAACUAACACUUUACUACCUACUACUAUUAAUGGACAGUCCAAUACCUCACCACCUACCACCACUAAUGGACAGUCCACCACCUCACCAACUACCACUACUAAUGGACAGUCCACCACCUCACCAACUACCACUACUAUUGGACAGUCCACCAAAACACCAACAACCACUACUAUUGGACAGUCCACCACCUCAACUUCCAGUGGACAACUGACCUCAUUAGGUCCCACCUCCCCAGACAGGAAGUCCACAUCCUCCCUCAGUAGUACAACUUCUCCACUCCAUCCUGAUUACCUGACCUACUUCAACGAGUCCAAGAGCUGGAUCAAUGCCCUGGAGUUCUGUAAAAGUCGUCGCUCCAACCUGGUGCACAUCACCAACCAGACCGUGCAGGCUGACUUGACCCAGCUCCUGGCCAAUGUGGAGCUGCCAUGUGGGGGUGUGUGGAUUGGUCUGGAGCGGUCCAUCUUUGAGUGGAGCGCCCCCUGGCUGUGGACCAGUGGUGAUGUUGAUAAGGUGGUGAAGUACAGAGAGUGGCACAACUGCUUCCCCCUCAACCCCAUGAAUUACCACUGUGGUAAGAUGGUCCGGGUUGGUAACAGAGAACUGAAGUGGCUGGAUGCUUCCUGUCAUCAGGAAUUACCCUUCAUCUGUCAAGGCUCAAUCUACAUCCCAGCCACCCCUCUCUACAGUUGGCUACUAUCUGAAUUGCUCUGAGGGGCUCAGAGUCUAUACUCACUACACUCGGUGAUCUCCACCAGAGGGCUCACCAUGGCAGCCUGGACAGUCUGCAGACAGACACCACACUGAUCUGCCAGAGAGACUACCACACUCAAGGUCUGGAAGGAACCUGCAUUUCAAUUCAUUAUAUUGUUACACUACUAUUACUACUUUUCAUAUUAUUACUGUUAUUAUUAUUUAUAUUACUAUUAUUACAACUUUUUAUUACUUUUAUUUAUCAUUUUCACUAUUACAUUAUAUUACUUAAUGAUACUGUAUGUUCAUUCAUAACCAUUGCUAUUUGACUGUUAUUAACUGUACUAAUUUGAUUGUUUAAAAAUAGAGUUGAUAAAAAGUAAAGAAGAUUAUUAAAAUUAAAAUGUAGUAUUUCACUUUUGUGUGAUCACUGUAGCCUACUGUAGAAGAUGGCCAGUUAGCCUAGUGGUUAGAGCGUUGGACUGGGGCUGAUAAGGUAACAAUCUGUUGCUCUGCCCCUGAACAAGGCAGUUAACCCACUGUUUCUAGGCCGUCAUUGAAAAUAAGAAUAUGUUCUUAAC
Molecule: messenger RNA, 2876 nt
Organism: Oncorhynchus tshawytscha (Chinook salmon)
Lineage: Eukaryota; Metazoa; Chordata; Actinopteri; Salmoniformes; Salmonidae
Product: macrophage mannose receptor 1
Exons: 11
Coding region: 199-2316 (705 amino acids)
Biological process (GO): proteolysis
Cellular component (GO): extracellular region
Molecular function (GO): protein binding
Source: RefSeq, a predicted model, not a curated record